AUGCAUGCACUACACUUUUGCUGCUGGAGCAGCAGCAGCAGCAGCAGCAGCAGCAGCAACAGCAGCAGCAGCAGCAACAGCAGCAAUAACAAAGCCAACACCAGCACCAGCACCAGCAACAGCAGCAGCAACUCCAGCAGAAGACAGCCGCAAGAGCACGGCUUGUCACAAAAGCAGCAGCAGCAGCAGCAGCAACAGCAGCAGCAGCAGCAACAGCAGCAACAGCAGCAACAAGAUCAGAGCCCGCCGCAGCAGAGGCAGCGGCAGCAGCAGCAGCAACAGCAGCAACAGCAGCAACAAGAUCCGAGCCCGCCGCAGCAGAGGCAGCGGCAGCAGCAGCACUGGCAGCUGACCAUGCGUAACUCGGGAAACUGCUGCUGUGGGGUGCUGCUGCUGCUGCUGCAGCAGCAGCAAAAUGUUGUCGGGUUUGACGUUUCUGUGCACUGCAGCAGCAGCAUGCAGGAAGCAAAGCGACUGCAGCAAACCCUCGAAAACCCUCAGCGCCAGCCACCUUUUAAACCUCGCAAACUCCGGAGCCAAAAACCCCAGCAGCUCCAGCUCCUGCAGCAGCAGCAGCAGCAGCAGCAGUAG
Eimeria necatrix is the source of this 591-nucleotide messenger RNA. RefSeq lists its product as hypothetical. NCBI's taxonomy places the organism in Eukaryota, Apicomplexa, Conoidasida, Eucoccidiorida, Eimeriidae. The record is from RefSeq and is a predicted model, not a curated record. Bases 1 to 591 code for a protein of 196 amino acids. The transcript has a single exon.